AUGUCACAGAAAACAUCAAGAAAAACAGUGACGGUGCGUACAAGUAGUGUAGCUAGUAACGUUUUGCCAGACGAGUCAUUCGAACAGUCGUAAGUUUAUUUGUUAUUGUUGUUGUGUUUUUAGGUGUAAAUCUACGUUACUUUGCUCGUAUUACUUAAAAGUCUUAUUGAUGUUACUUUGGUCUUUGGAAUUGGUAGAACAAGUUGUUUAAAGCCUUUUGCAUAUUAAAUUAUUAUGGUUAAUAUAUUAAUAUUUUAGAGAUAGUUUCGGAUCAACAUCAUCACGUUUGACACGCUCAAGAGUGGAAGAAAAACAGCGACUUUCUGGAUUGAAUGAUCGUUUGGCUGGAUAUAUUGAGGUAAGCGUCUUAUCAAGAUUUUUUGAAAUUGCAGUAUAUUAUACUUACUUUUAUGAGAAAAUUUAACUUUUCUAUAUCUUAUGGUUUUUAGAAAGUCCGAAACCUUGAACAGGAGAAUGAGCGUCUUCAGGCGACAAUUAGGGAAGUGGAAGUAACAGAAAAAAGAGUUCGUGAGGACAAGCACAGCGAAUGGAAGGAUAAAGUUGAUGAGCUAAGGCAACAGUUGGAAACUGCGAAUCAGGAGAGAGCCAGGUAAGCUCUCAUGCUUAUGUUUAUUAACUUAACAUGGCUCAGACUGAUUUUAAUUAAAUUUUGGAUAUAAUUUUAAACUUUCAACUUCAGAGCUGACAUGGAGAAGAAAAAGGCCGCAAACGAAUGCGAUGAUAUCAAAGCCAAAUUCGGAAAGUUGGAGCGAGAUUUAAAGAACGCCACGAAUGACCGUGAUCAUUUAGGUGAUCAGGUUAACGAUCUAAAGGCCGACAACAAACGUCUUGAAAACUUGAAGAACAAGUACCUGAAAGAGAGAGAUGAUCUGAAGAGAGAUGUAGACGAAGCUCUGGGAUCAAUUGAGAACCUGAAACAACAAAUUGAAGAUGAAUUCCUGAUUAGAAACCGUCUCACAGAUGAGAACUCGGCUUUGAGGGAAGACAUUGAGAUGUUGAAGAGACUUCAUGAGAACGAACUUGAAGAUGUUUACAAGAGAAAGGAAGUUGAAUUGACCACAGUGCAACGUCAGUACGAUCACAAGGUCAAUGAUGCUGUGAAACUGCGAGUGAAACAACUCCGCGAAGAUUUUGACGUGAGACUCCGUGAAUCUCGUCAAGAGGUCGAAGCAAAAUGGCAUCAGCGCCUGGAAGAUGCUCUCAAGGGUUCAGAAGGCAAAGAAGCUCAUGUUGUGGAACUUCGGGAAUCAAACAGCCAGCUCAGAAGAUUGAAGAAGGAAUUUGAGGAUGAGAAUGCACGUCUGAAGAGAAACCAAGAGGAAUUGCAAUUCAAGGUUAAGGAUCUUGAAGGACAGUUGAGAUUGGUACAGGAGAAGCUGAAGGUUAAGGAUGAGCAGAACGAGAAGUUGAAGCAAGAGGUGGAGGGUCUGAGAGAUGAUUACCAAGACUUGUUGGAUAUUAAAGUGCAAUUGGACAACGAGUUGGCUACGUAUCACGAACUGUUGCAAAGUGAAGAGACGCGGUAGGUUUUUUUUGAGUUUUUGAAAUCUAUUUCUUUAAUCUUUUUUGAGCUUUUUAUAAUAUUAUAGCUUGUGAUUCACUGUUUUUUGACAUACUAUAUGACAUCCUUUUUUAGUCUCAAAAUUCGAACCACCGAUGACUCUCAAGACCUCGGUGACGACGACGAAGAUGACGAGAACGGCCUUCACGUCAGCUUUAACGAAGACAACUUAGCCAGAACUCGCGGCUCACUGAACCAGUCCAGUCGAUCGGACCAAGGCUCAGCUCGUCGUGGCGUGAAAAGAAGAAGAUUACAGGAAGAGAGCUACUUCGAAGGCAGUGGAAGAUAUGAAAAGACGGCCGAUGUCUACAGAACACAUCAGGAAGCCAAGGGAGAUGUUGUCAUCGGUGAUGUGGAUGAGGAUGGACGCUUCGUGAAGCUGGAGAACAAAGGAGACGAAGAUAUUGUUCUGGGUGGAUGGAUUGUCGAAGCUCAGGAUAAUGAUCAGAUCGUGACUUUCAAGUUCCAUUCCAGACAGACCAUCAAGGCUGGUCAAACGGCUACGGUAAGGAAUGGCAUUUUGAAUUUUUUGAAAGCGGGUUUUGAGCAUUACUGUUUAAUGGGUAAUGCUGAGUUAUCUUUAGGUUAUUUUAAGUAAUUGUGGCUGGCUUCAUUGAAUAUGAAUAAUAUUGACUUAUAUUGUUGUACAUUGUGAGUAAUAUUAACCUAUUUUCAUUUACGGGAUGUAAAUGAAAUUGUUAUAGAUCUGGUCCGCCAACCUCACCGACCGCACAAACGAACCAGGAAGCAACCUGACCUUGAAGAAUCAGCAAUGGCCUCGAGGGGACGAACGCCGAAUCCGACUGGUUGAUUUGAAUUCUGAGGAGCAAGCCCUGUACGAAAAGUUCCGCCGAACUCACGCUGUGGGCGACGCGAACGGCGAAGAACGUUGCUCUAUCAUGUAG
Molecule: messenger RNA, 2487 nt
Organism: Bursaphelenchus okinawaensis
Lineage: Eukaryota; Metazoa; Nematoda; Chromadorea; Rhabditida; Aphelenchoididae
Source: the annotation of a GenBank genome assembly